This is a messenger RNA of Anopheles bellator, 3020 nucleotides long. It is a transcript of the gene MEP-1, whose product is annotated as MOG interacting and ectopic P-granules protein 1. NCBI's taxonomy places the organism in Eukaryota, Metazoa, Arthropoda, Insecta, Diptera, Culicidae. Gene Ontology annotation, cellular component: nucleus. Bases 6 to 2600 code for a protein of 864 amino acids. The record is from RefSeq and is a predicted model, not a curated record. Gene Ontology annotation, biological process: regulation of gene expression. The transcript has 7 exons.
CGGUGAUGGGUGCUGGUGGUGCGGCGGGUGUACUGAUGACGGGUGCUGGUUCAAACUUCGCCAAGGUUGUGCCACCAUCCUUGACCCCGGUCACUCCCCUGCUGCCCGCCCUAACCGACGAUAUGUUCGUGCUGGAGGCCCCAUCGUUUAUCGUUCCGUACAUCUACGAGAAGCCGCCGGUCGACAAUCUGCGCGACAUCGUCGACGACCUGGAGGUGAAGAUCAAGGAGAUGCGCAAAACGUUGGAAGAGGCCGGCGGAUCGGUCGAUCCACACGGCGUGGAGACGGCAGACGCGGCGGAAAGUCCGGACAAAAAGGACGCCGCCAGCAACCAACAGACAGCGGCAGCGGCGGACGCUAGUGCGACCGCCGAAGCAUCGGCGCCUGAUACGGCUGAGAAGGCACCCGCCGAUACCAGCCGGAAGCGGAAGCGACCCACGGACGACGAUGACGAGUGGGACGAGCUGGACACGUCCACCGACGACGAAGCGUCGGACGAGGAGCAGAAGACGAAGGUGUUGAUCAAGGAGGUGAAAGCGGACAUCGAGUCGCACAUCAUCCUGCCGUCGUCGGAGAAGGAUGUCCUCGGUGGUGGGGGCAGCGGCGUGGGCAGUGGGAGCACGGCCGGUGGUGGGGACGCCAAAAAGUCGGAGAACUACUUCGAGAACCCGCUCGGCAAGUUCUUCAUGAACAUCGGCAUCAAUCUGGUGCAGGAGUUCGUGCAGACCGAUCUGCUGCGGCAGCAGAAGCGAAAGCGCGACCGGGAGGGCAAGCCGUCACCGAGCACGCAGCUCGCGAUCAACUCGCUGAUGAAGAACCUGGAGCAGAGCAAGGAGAACAACAAACCGUACAAGUUCGAGGUGAAGCGCUGCGAGUACUGCCCGUUCCGUUCCGAGUCGUCACUAGUGAUGGCGCACCACUACGAGACGCCACACAUGCGCAACUUCGUCUACAAGUGUAACUUCUGUGCGUACGAGACGCGGCCACCGCACGACAUCCUCUUCCACAUGGAGGCGGUCCACAACAUCAAGGGGCGCAUGGAGAAGGCGCUCUCGUACCACCACUGCCCGAACUGUCUGUUCGAGGACAACGGCAAAUCGAAGCUCGCCCGGCACGCGGUGGCGUGCGCGAAAAAGUUCCGGCCCGAGAUCAACCUCAAUCCUCCGGUCGACUGGGAGCCGCCGGCAAAGAUACCGCGCAUCAAACCGAAGCACGGUCUCGUCGGCACCGCCACGGCCUAUCAGGCAAUGACCGCGCAGCAGCAGAAGAACCUAGCCCUUGCCAACCAGCAGCGCAUCAAUCAGCAGCACGUGCAGCAGUCGGUGCAGCUGACGCAGCAACAUCUCGCCGCACACCAGGCCCUGCAGCAGCAACAGCAGCAGCACGCCCAAUCGCUCGCUGCCGCCCAACAGCACCUCGGCAUCGUGUCCGUGAACGCCGCGAACGUGAACAACCUAGCGAACCUAUCGCCCGCCGCACAGGCGGCCGCCAUGCGGGCCCGAGCCGUCGGCUCCGGUGGUGCUGGCAACAUGGGAGGAGUUGGCAGGGCACCGUCCAUCAUUCCGUCGCCGACGGGCAUCACGGCGGCGGCGGCCGCCAGCCUGCGAACGGCCGGGGGCGCCGGUGUGAACGUGGCGGCCGCAGCGUCCGCCGCUAUCCGCAACACAUUGGCCGGUGCCGGAAUGAACUCACUCAACGCCGGAAGAUCACUUCUUGCCAAUACCAACUCCUCAAUAACAAUUCAGAAUGUUUCCAAUAUGAAGACAACGAAAACGGCUCAACCGCCCAGCAUCUCGAUCACGCCACUCCCGCGCCAAUCGUCGUCGAGCAGUGCAAACAUGGCGAACAUUGCCGGCGCGCUAUCAAAGCUACAGUCCCAGGGCACAGCCGUCAAGCCGGGUCAAAUCCCGGGCGGAGGCAAGACCGCGUUCGUGGUGUGCGAAAUCUGCGACGGAUACAUCAAAGACUUGGACCAGCUGCGCAACCAUAUGCAGUGGAUACACAAAGUGAAGAUACACCCGAAAAUGAUCUACAAUCGGCCACCGUUAAAUUGUCAAAAGUGUCAGUAUCGGUUCUUCACCGACCAGGGUCUCGAACGGCAUCUGCUUGGUUCGCACGGUCUCGUCACCAGCUCGAUGCAGGAGGCCGCCAACAAGGGAAAGGAUGCGGGCCGCUGUCCGGUGUGCGGCAGGGUGUACCAAUGGAAGUUACUCAACCACGUGUCCCGCGAUCACAGCAUGACAUUGAAACCUGCCCACCUUUCGUACAAGUGUACCGUCUGCACCGCGACCUUCGGCAUGUACAAACAGUUCGAGAGUCACGUCUACUCGGCGCACAGCACGGUAGCGAAGAAGACUGUGGACAGCAAGGGCAAAGGUGGGGGAAACGUGCAGCAAAGCGCCAUGAACCUCAUCGGCAACUCGGCGGCAUCGUCGGCGGGUAGUGGAACGUCCUCGUCUGGGAUGCGCGGCAGCGGCGGUGGCGAUUCGCUGCUUAAACCGCUCAAGAUCAACGACGAAAUCACGAUCAUCCCGCAGCCCACUUCCAACAGCAGCAAAAUGAUGAAAACGAUCGAGCUCGAAAGUCACGUUAUAGAUUAAAAAUCCACUUCAGACUGCUGUGCCGGACUGUGCACAGCUACACACCCCCCGCUCCGGAGGAUGUUAGUCUCGUGUGUGAGCUCCGUUCGUUGGUGGAAAACGGAAAGAAAACAGACAGCGAUAGGCCAACUGUAUAGAGCUGCUGGAUCGCAACACACACUGCGUUCCCUCGGCAUGCUAGGCCGCGCAGCAGGGUUCCAGCAAGCACGUCCGGGCCGCAAGCCCCGGAUAUGGCGGCCGCCGCAUCAUGUAUAACGACAGUGUAUAACUAAGGGAGAAAUGAUAAUGAUCACGUUUUCUUUCCAACAAUUUCUUUGUAAUGUUUCAUUAGGUAACUUAAUAAUCAAGUAAAGAUUGUGAAAAAUGUAAUAAUUAAUUCACGGAACAAAAGCCCAACCCACACACAUUCAUACAUACACA